UUGAUAAGUAGAUGUCAUUUUGACAACCCAGUUCAUAUAACCAACAAAUAUAUUAGAAAAUUUUGAACAAAAUAAUAUUGAUAUAUUUCCAGAAUGAUGUCCAAUACAGUAAAAAUAUGCUUAGGAAUACUUCGGCCAGAGAAAUUACAAUUAACCCUAACUUCGGGGAUUAAGUACUUUGCGCCACCAAAAAAUUACGAUGAUAUUGUUUUACCUGAACGUCAAAGACUCAGAAUAUAUGAUAAAGUUCCACUGUAUCCUUCUAACCUUAAGCCACCUAAAAUGCAAAAACGACUACGAUAUAUGAGAGGACCAGAAACUUUGCAUAAUACUUUGCAACUCAAACAAUAUGGUGUUAUGGCCACUGGCGGAGGUAGAAUGCGUCAUGAACACUUUGAAAUGACACGUCUCCAAGUUGCGAGGAGAUUGGAUAUGAAAAGAAUGUAUGCUAUAUGGAGAGUAGACCCACCAUGGCAACCUAUAACUAAAAAGGGUCAAGGUCAACGUAUGGGUGGAGGAAAAGGAGCCAUUGAUCAUUACGUCACUCCAAUUAAAGCUGGAAGAAUAAUUUUUGAAGUUGCUGGUAAAUGUGAAUAUGCAGAGGUACAUGAUCUGUUGAGAAUUGUGGCUGAGAGAUUACCCUUCCAAGCUGUGCCAGUUUCUCAAGACAUUAUGGAGAAAAUGGAGGCAGAUGAAAAGUGGAAGGAAGAAAACAACCAAAAUAAAUAUACAUUAAAAUAUAUUAUUCAAAAUAACAUGGGAGGUUGUCAUAGGUUUAUCUCUAAGUAUGAUCAUAAAUGGUACGGCAAAUAUGUAUAACUUUAAUAUUUGAAUAUUAUAGAAUAAAUAAGUAGAUGUUAAAUUU
This is a messenger RNA of Vanessa tameamea, 865 nucleotides long. It is a transcript of the gene mRpL16, whose product is annotated as large ribosomal subunit protein uL16m. The record is from RefSeq and is a predicted model, not a curated record. Gene Ontology annotation, biological process: mitochondrial translation. Lineage: Eukaryota; Metazoa; Arthropoda; Insecta; Lepidoptera; Nymphalidae. The transcript is spliced from 5 exons. The coding region runs from base 94 to 819 and encodes 241 amino acids. Gene Ontology annotation, molecular function: structural constituent of ribosome; rRNA binding. Gene Ontology annotation, cellular component: ribosome; mitochondrial large ribosomal subunit.